AUGGCGGUCAUCUGCUGGUUCAUGAUUCCGUUUCUGCUGUUCCUGGGAAUCCCUGGCAACGUGGUGAGCGUCAUGGUGUUCUACAGACAGGGUCUUGGAGAGAGAAUCAACGUCUGUCUCUUCCUCCUGGCGCUGGCUGACCUCGUCAGCGUCCUCAUCCUGUUCCUUAUGUAUGUCGAGGACCGAGUUAGGAAACAUGUUAGUCCAGACACCUGGUUCAUAGCAAUCUGGUUGGGAGGUUUAACCAGCGCCGAGUGGGCCUCUCAGUUGCUGUCGGCUGUCAUCGCCUGUGAGCGCUGUUUCUGUGUCGUCAGUCCCCUCCACGCCAAGCGGCUGCUGAAGACGUCCACCAUGACCGCCAUUGUUGUCGUCUGCUGUGUCGUGCUGAUGGCAGGGAUGCUUGAUCUAAAAGACACAGUUCGAGAAAAAGGUAAAAGAAAUCCAGAGUAG
This is a messenger RNA of Pomacea canaliculata, 450 nucleotides long. RefSeq lists its product as uncharacterized. Gene Ontology annotation, molecular function: G protein-coupled receptor activity. The record is from RefSeq and is a predicted model, not a curated record. Bases 1 to 450 code for a protein of 149 amino acids. The transcript is spliced from 3 exons. Gene Ontology annotation, cellular component: membrane. NCBI's taxonomy places the organism in Eukaryota, Metazoa, Mollusca, Gastropoda, Architaenioglossa, Ampullariidae. Gene Ontology annotation, biological process: G protein-coupled receptor signaling pathway.